AUGCAGAUCACACUCCAACCUCCAGGCGUCCAAACAUCAAGCGACAGAGUAAUCGGAGAUGAGGCUCGAUCUUUCUAUUCUACUCUGUACCGCAUUGUUGAAGACACCAGCCAGCAUCAGACACAACAAUACGUACCGUUUUGUCCGUACGCUAAGGCCGACAUGGAGCACAAAACCCAAAACGGCCGAUAUUCAGAUUUCAAGCAACCGGAUGCUUGCAUCCAAUAUGGUAGAGACGGUAGGUACCACCAAUCAUCUCAAGGACAGACGAAGAAGACGGAGAAGAAACAACAUUUCACCACCACGCUCACCAACCGUGAUUAUAGUCGACAAUAUCGAGAGCGCAAACGAAAAUACCAAGAACAGCUCGAGAAUUCGAAUCGACAAUUGAGUGCAGAAAUUAUUCAACUCAAGCACUACCGUGAUCGAUACAUACUCUGGCCACCUCGAACUUUAACGGUCUGGGUCGUUGUUGCCGAGUACUUCCGUACCUUUCAGUGUGGUAUCAUCGAUAGUGAUGUUAUCAAUUCGAAGGACCUGAGCUUUCUAUAUGCAACGAUGGCUCCUGAUGUUUUGAGUAACACCUCAAGCGGCGUUGAUACACUGGUGACGAACUGGUAUCUCUUCACGCAGUGGUUUCCAGCUGUAAGGAUGGAGUUAAAGCAGGUGAAGAGGACUGCGGAGCGCUCGUUCAUCGCCUUUUCCACCACCAGCUUCACGAUUUCAGCACUGACAAUGCAGAUUGUGUUUCCGCAUCUCUUUUCUGCUAGAGAAGGAAGUCGAUCCGCCCAAAUUGCUGCGCAAUUAAGAGACCAACAUUUCGUUUUCCCGAGCUGA
Messenger RNA from Phytophthora nicotianae INRA-310, 837 nucleotides. RefSeq lists its product as hypothetical. The transcript has a single exon. The record is from RefSeq and is a predicted model, not a curated record. Bases 1 to 837 code for a protein of 278 amino acids. NCBI's taxonomy places the organism in Eukaryota, Oomycota, Peronosporomycetes, Peronosporales, Peronosporaceae.